Molecule: messenger RNA, 318 nt
Organism: Impatiens glandulifera
Lineage: Eukaryota; Viridiplantae; Streptophyta; Magnoliopsida; Ericales; Balsaminaceae
Exons: 1
Coding region: 1-318 (105 amino acids)
Source: RefSeq, a predicted model, not a curated record
AUGCAGCGUAUAUUGGCCGUCAUGAUGGGUACCAUCGGAAACAUGAAGAAGACCCGCCGGGUCGCCGACGAGACCAUCCUCGCCACCGCCGGAAACCUAGUCGAGUUACCUCAGGGCCGCAGGAGGAGGAGACAUGGAUAUAAGGGUAUUUCUGUCAUUUUUACCAUUGUCUUAGCUCCACUCUCUUGUCUCAUGUCAUCGACUCAACCCAACGGUGGCGGCGUUGACAGUGUUUGGGCAUCCGGAGAUAUGGGUCUCAUGUCGGAAAUGAAUCAUCUCAUGGUCAACGACAGCAUGCGUUACGCCAUAUUGUUGUAA